AUUGCACUGGAAAAUAAACUCAAAAUUUCCAGUAUUUUUCAACCAAGUCCUUACGGACUUCUAAAUUUACCAUCACGAGCAUAUCAACAGCACAGCGAGCUUGGAAAUGGCUACCAAAGCACAGAAGGAUAAACCUCAUACGCCUGCGCCUAAAUUGGUGCCGAGACCUACAGCGGCAUCGAUCGCGCGUGCAGCGCUUAACGCUGCUAACCGCAUGCCUGUACCGCAGCGCGCAGCACCUAUCAAAAAUCCAAGUUCGCCAAAUCCAAAGAGAAAGACUAGCAAUGUUCAACAAAUAGCUGAUUCAAAGGCGGAUAACGAAAUAACAACUAAAGUCCAUGAUUUGGAACAUAUCGAUACGAAAGCUGAUGUAAAUACAAUUGAGGAGAGCACUGACGAGACUCCAAUUCUGAGUGAAGUACCAGUAGAGAACCUUCCAGAACCUGUUGAUGUUGUGUUGCCUUCGGACUGCGGCGAGUCGCUAGCUGAUUCUAUAGACACAACAAGCACGCUGUCAACAAGCCAGCCACGGACUCCAAUGACGAGUCGCCCGCAAACUCCCAUGGGUCCGGGAAGAAUACAAGCUGGAGGCACUCGGCCAAACACCCCUCACAGCACACGGGGCUCGAUCCGGUCCCCCACUCCCGCCAGUCGCCCGACCACGCCUCGGACACCUGCCUCCAAGUCUCAAUCACAGCCCGACCAGUCGCAGCCGUCAUCUGUCCACUUCAAUGAUAUCUCGGAGAUCGAUGAAAAUGAGGUCAUGUCGGCUUACUCGGCGAAGCAAAAACAGUUCCAACAAAUGAAGAAGGAGUUGGAUGUUAAACAACAAGCCGUCCUAGAAGCGUUCGACAACCUGCGCAGCCUACGCGAGCGGCUGCCGCGCGAGAGCGGGCUGGGUAGCGGCGAGGGCGCCACGCAGGAGCUGCUGGUGUUCAACGUGGCCGACUGGCCGGGCGAGGAGCUGGAGCAGCUCUGCCGCGGUGCCGUCGCGGACACUGACGGAGCUCUGCAGCUUAUCGAGUCUUUCUCCGUUGAUGAAUCCAACUUCAAUGAAGUAGAAGGAAAAGUGAUGAAGAUACCAGAACAGUUUACUGAAUUAUGUCUCCAGGCGUUCGCAGCGCGACAAGAACUAAUAGAUUGGGUGAAGGAUCUACUCCUUCAUUCUGAUAACCCACAGGACUGCGGCGAAGGGGAGGCGACGCAACGAAUUGCCAAUUACAACACGAAGGGGCUCCAGCUUUGCGAAACUUUGAAGGAACUUAAAGAACAGGCGGACUGUGCUGUGGAUAGCGUAGCAUACUUUACCAAGAGAAUGUGGAGGGAUCAAAACACCUUAAUUAGUGUAGGGAAAGUGCUAGUCCGAGAUGUGGCGUGCCUUAAACAGAACCUUGAAACGCAAUCAAAUGUCAUCGAGCAAAUGCAGUCGCAGUUAAAUAAUCUACAAAACGGAACUAGUAAUACACAGGAGAUUCAACAAGAAUUGGAGGAGGAAAGAGCAGCGAAAACUGUGCUUAAAGAAAAACUUGCUAUGGCUGAGAAUCUACAUCGGCAGUCUCGCAAUCGGAUUUCCAAAAUGGACCGUCAACUGAGAGAAGCUGAAGCAAGCAUAGCCACUUUAACUAGCACUGUCAAAGUCCUUGAAGAACAGUCCCGACAAAGAGAGAUACAACUGGAAGCACGAGCCAGAAAAAUGAGAGAAACACUAAAAACUGGUGAAGUGGCGAGUGGUCAUUUAGCACAGAAACGAGAUGCUUUACAAGCUGAAGUAACAGAAUUGAAACAGCAGAUUGAAAAACUCACUGCUAACUUUAACUCCAAUAUCAAAGAUUUAGAAAACAAGUUAAAAGAAACUAAGUCUGCGUUGGAGGAACAGAUUUCGUUAAAUCAGAAGAAGGACAUAGAAUUAGCAUCCGCGAGGGAUGCAGCUACAGCAGAGAGCAAGGCUACUGUAGAGCAACUGCUUACCAAAAUAAGGGACCUUGAAAAUAUAGCCGCACACAACCCGGAACAAAAACAGCCCACUUCACGAGAAAUGGAAUUGCUAGCAGAACUGCAAGCAACAAAAGAAUCGCUUCGAUUAGUAGAAGAAGAAGUAAUAGUGUUCAAACAGGAGAAAGUGCGAUUCCUGGAAACGCUUGCAAAAAUUGCUGAGUCAGACGACAAAGUAGGGAUGCAACAAAAAUUGGCAGCGGAACUUCUCAGUAAAGAGGAAAUAAUAGGCAAGCUUCAAGUUCAAAUGAGAGAAUUGACCAAGAAUGAUAAAUUACUUUCUCAGAAAGUUGUUCAAUAUGAGCAGUACGUAAAAGUUUUACAAACAAACCGAUCUGGGGUCACGAAUUUGGAAGAAAGUAACGAAAAUUUUCAAAAAGAGAUCCUAGACUUACGGAUGAAGCUUUUGGAAGAAGUCCACCGCAACGAGGAGCUGACGGAAGCGCUGGCGAAGAAGGACCAACAGCUGGAGCAGCAGGACAAGACGUCACGAGCCCAGGCAAGAGUCAUCAAGGUUCGUGAGGAACUGAUCAACUUGCUAAAGAACAAGGAGAAUGAGCAAACCCGCGAGCUGUUGGCGCUGCAACAGGAUCUCGAAAAUAGAAUGAAAAUAGUUGACGAAGUGAACAAGCAAAUCGCAGCCAAGGCGGUGGAGAUCCAGGAGCUGUUCGCGACGCUGGAGAGCAAGCAGCAGCAGAUCCACCGGCUGGAGAAGAUCGUGCUGAUGCUGGAAGAGCAGCAGCGGCGGUCGCAGGCGCAGCGGACGCGACACGAGGAGAAGAUUGCCGCGCUGGAGCACGAGCUGGCGGAAGGCUGCCGCAGGGAACGAAAGUUCCUGUUCUUCUGAAGGGGUCCAAUUAAGAAUGACAUGAAAGUGCUGAUUUAAAUUAUUGUAGUGACAUUAAAUAUAUUGGUAAUUCGAAAUUAAAGCCUUUUUUGGCUUAAAAAGAAAAUAAAGCACUAUUUGCUAGACAAGUGAAAGAACGCUUUUUAGUGCGUUUUUACGUUGACAUAUAUAAUGAUAAAAUUAAUGGUUUUGUAGUAAAUCAAUGACAAUUUUAUAAAUUAACUAUAACGUGAAAACGAGCUUACGGUUAAAAUCAGUCUUCCCUAAAGAGAUAAAAAUAAAACUGAUUAUUGGAA
Molecule: messenger RNA, 3135 nt
Organism: Leguminivora glycinivorella
Lineage: Eukaryota; Metazoa; Arthropoda; Insecta; Lepidoptera; Tortricidae
Product: myosin heavy chain, non-muscle-like
Exons: 19
Coding region: 107-2839 (910 amino acids)
Source: RefSeq, a predicted model, not a curated record